CUCCCACUUUUUCUUUCUUUCCUCCCUUUCUCAUUCUCUCUUCCCAGCAGCGAGGAGGUGGAUGACUGCUUUUCUGCCCCUGGGAAACAGACCUCCAGUGUAAAGGCUCCCCAGAUGAGGCAGGGGAUGAGUAGCAGGCUUAAGGCACAAGUCAGUGUGGGACACUCAGUCCUGAAGAACUUUUUGGCCAGCCCACGACAAGAGCAGGUUGUUCUCAGCCGUCAGCAGGGUUUGCAAUGCAUCUCAUCACUAAUGCAGACGGUGGAGGAGACUCCCCAGCCCAUCCAGGCUGAGGUCAAAGGGCACAUUCCUGAAUGGAUCAAUGGCAGUCUACUGAGGAAUGGGCCUGGGAAGUUUGAAUUUGGAGAGGACAAGUAUAACCACUGGUUUGAUGGCAUGGCCCUUAUGCACCAGUUCCGAGUAGCAGAGGGCAGUGUGACCUACAGGAGCAAAUUCCUGCAGAGCGAUUCUUACAGGGUGAACAGCCAGCACAACCGGAUCGUGGUCUCUGAGUUCGGCACCUUGGCCAUGCCAGAUCCAUGCAAGAGCAUCUUCGGGCGCUUCAUGGCCCGGUUUGAGCUGCCAGAGUCCACAGACAACUGCAGCGUAAACUAUGUGAUGUACAAGGGGGACUACUACGUCAGCACGGAGACAAACUUCAUGCACCGAGUAGAUCCGGAAACCCUUGAAACGAAGGAGAAGGUGGACUGGAGCAGAUUUGUGGCAGUGAAUGGAGCGACGGCUCAUCCACACUAUGAGCCUGACGGGACAACAUACAACAUGGGCAACUCCUACGGGCAGCAUGGCUCCAAGUACAACAUUAUCCGGGUCCCUGCACAGCGGUUGGCCUGUGGGGAUACUCUGCAGGGUGCGGAAGUGCUGUGCUCCAUUGCCCCGGCAGAGAGGAGGAAGCCUUCCUAUUAUCACAGCUUCGGGAUGAGUGAGAACUAUGUGAUCUUCAUCGAGCAGCCCCUCAAGAUGGACCUGUGGCAUAUCAUCACCGCCAAGCUCCGGAGGAAGCCCAUUUCUGAAGGACUCCGCUGGGAGCCGCACUGCAACACGCGCUUCCACGUGGUGAAUAAGCACACGGGGCAGCUGCUUGCAGGUCAGUUUUACAGCAAGCCUAUUCUUACUUUCCACCAAAUCAAUGCCUUUGAAGACCAGGGCUGUGUGGUGCUAGACAUCUGCUGUCAGGACAAUGGAGACUCCUUGGCUAUCUACCAGCUCCAAAACCUGCGCAAAGCUGGGGAGGGCCUGGACCAGGUCUAUAAUGCGGUGCCCAAAGCAUUCCCUCGCCGCUUCGUCCUCCCUCUGACCGUGAGCUCAGACACACCUGUGGGGCAGAACCUCAGCCCCCUGUCCUACACGUCAGCGAGCACUGUGAAGGAAGCAGAUGGGAAGGUCUGGUGCACCCACGAAGACCUCCACCCUGAAGGUCUGGAGGAAGCCGGGGGCUUGGAGUUCCCCCACAUUAACUAUGCCCAGUGCAAUGGCAGGAAGUACCGCUUCUUCUACGGCUGUGGCUUUCGUCACCUGGUAGGAGCUUCACUGAUCAAGAUUGACACAGAGACCAAGGAAAUGAAGGUUUGGCAAGAGGAAGGCUUCUACCCGUCAGAGCCUGUGUUUGUGCCAGUGCCGGGGGCCACAGCAGAAGACAGCGGGGUCAUCCUGUCUGUAGUGCUCUCUCCCUUGCAGAAUCAAAGCAACUUCCUGCUCGUCCUGGAUGCCGAGACCUUCAGCGAGCUGGGCCGUGCAGAGGUCCCCGUGCCCAUGUCCUAUGGAUUCCAUGGCAUCUUUGUGCCCCGCUAGCAAAUGGUACGCACCAUGGCGACGAGACAUUACAAAACCAUUGAUUAAUAGAAAACAUCAUUAGGUACAGAAUUUCUUUGGUUAAUUAAAGCUUAUGGGCAAUGAGUACAUACACAAAUACAUCCCUUUCCAGUAUAUACAGCAACAGAAUAAUUUUUACUGACUAAAUCAAAGGUGCAGUGUUGAACUUUGUGUUGCUCGUACAGGCAUUCAUCUCGUGCUUGAAGAUUCUGGUCCUCACACAUACUCCAGAUUGUUAUGAGUUAGACAUCCCUUGUUAUUAAUGGUCCUCCAUUUACUCUGUUGCUUAAAUGCCCAUUGAUGAUGGUCACAGGGAUACAUCACAACCCCUUUACUCACUUCAAGACCCACGGAUACCAGUGGAUAUAUGGUAAUACAAAAAUUG
Alligator sinensis (Chinese alligator) is the source of this 2215-nucleotide messenger RNA. RefSeq names its product beta-carotene oxygenase 2 (gene BCO2). Gene Ontology annotation, molecular function: carotenoid dioxygenase activity; beta-carotene 15,15'-dioxygenase activity. Lineage: Eukaryota; Metazoa; Chordata; Crocodylia; Alligatoridae. Gene Ontology annotation, biological process: retinal metabolic process; carotene catabolic process. The transcript has 12 exons. Gene Ontology annotation, cellular component: mitochondrion. The record is from RefSeq and is a predicted model, not a curated record. The coding region runs from base 115 to 1809 and encodes 564 amino acids.